Aureobasidium namibiae CBS 147.97 is the source of this 660-nucleotide messenger RNA. RefSeq lists its product as uncharacterized. Gene Ontology annotation, biological process: nucleosome assembly. NCBI's taxonomy places the organism in Eukaryota, Fungi, Ascomycota, Dothideomycetes, Dothideales, Saccotheciaceae. Gene Ontology annotation, molecular function: structural constituent of chromatin; DNA binding. The record is from RefSeq and is a predicted model, not a curated record. Gene Ontology annotation, cellular component: nucleosome. Bases 1 to 660 code for a protein of 219 amino acids. The transcript has 3 exons.
AUGGCACCUAACACAACUCUUUCCGCGCGUGAUGCCGAGAUCGUCGCAGCCGUUCUCCAGUGCCUGAAGACUCCUCCCAAGAUCGACUACGAGAGACUGGCCGAAAAGGCUGGCUACAAGAAUGCUUCAUCGGCUCGCGCUUGCUUCCAGGACAUCAAGAAGAAACUGCGUAUCAGUGCUGGCGGCGACACUGGUAAGUUUGCAACUCCUGCUGCUACCAAGAAAGUUCCCAACCCCAGAAAGCGCAAACAACUCUCUUCGCCCCCUGACUCCUCCUCCGCCACUCUCGCCAGCUCCUCUCCCACCGGCAACUCCAACGACGAAACCACCACUCGUCAAACCAAGAAACCCAAGGUCACCAAAGCCAGAAGCAUCACUGCUUCCAGAGCAAAGAAACCCAAGAUCAGCACGCCCGAGACCGAGGAAGACAUCAACAAUGCCAAAGCCAUUGCAGCCGGUAGAGCUAGAUACGCUGCCGAUAAGCUCGCUGCUGAGAUCGGGAAGGAGGAUGGAGAAGAAGAGGAACAUCCUGUCGCCGAUGACGCAGAGGGCGAGGAUGAAUGGCCUGUGGGUAUGAAUGUCGACUCUGGCGAGGAUGAGGGAUUGACAGCGUAUGAGCUGGUCAAGAACGAGGUCUUUGGCGAGGGCGUCGAGGUUUGA